Medicago truncatula (barrel medic) is the source of this 3360-nucleotide messenger RNA. RefSeq lists its product as uncharacterized. The transcript has 4 exons. The record is from RefSeq and is a predicted model, not a curated record. The coding region runs from base 176 to 1222 and encodes 348 amino acids. NCBI's taxonomy places the organism in Eukaryota, Viridiplantae, Streptophyta, Magnoliopsida, Fabales, Fabaceae.
ACAUAACAAACACACACACAUUAACCAUGAUUAUAGAUUAUAUUGUUAACAAAAUAUAAAAACAUAAAACAAAAAAUUUCUGCAACAACCGCAUAAGAAGAAGAGAGUGAAAAUAAUAAUCAACAAAAACGAAAACAUCGUCUUCUCCAUCGGAAUAAGAAAUAUAUUAGCUAUCAUGCGUUUCAAGAAAGGGACUAAGGUGGAAGUGCUAAGCAAAGCUGAGGUGCCUUCUGGCUCCUGGCUAUGCGCAGAGAUCAUCGGUGGUAAGGGCCACCGUUACACUGUUAUGUAUGAGGGAUUUCGAGGUGCUAUGGAUGAGGAAAUUGUGGAGCUAGUAUCGAAGAAAUCGAUAAGGCCGUGUCCGCCGCCACUUGAACUUGUGGAGAAUUGGACUCCAGGUGAUAUUGUAGAAGUGUAUCAGAAUUUCUCUUGGAAGAUGGCUACGGUUUUGAAGGUUUUGGGGAAAAAGUACAUUUCUGUCAGGCUACUUGGAUCUUCUGUGGAAUUUCAAGUUAGCAAAUUUGAUAUUCGGGUCAGACAGUCGUGGCAAGAUGACAAGUGGUUUGUGGUUGGAAAGGGUUCUGCUAGCUAUGAUAAUGGAAAGCGUUUUAGUACGCAACUUCAGAAGCUAGAUACAAAGACAAAACGGUCAGCUUUGACUUACUAUCAACCUGAAAAGGAAGAACUUAAUAAUCGGGAGUCCUGUCCUGUUUCUUUUAAAACAUUGAAACGAGGACGCCAUUCACAAGUUGAGGCAUAUGCUGAACCUCUGCCAAAGUUAAGGGCAAUUGAGGAUGAUGGAAGAUGUUACAAAGCAAGAGUUGGAAACCCACCCACACCACUAAAACAUGUACAAAAUGUCAGUUUUCCAAGACAUGUGCCAGCUGAAGAAUAUAAACAUGCCUCUGUAAACAAUAGGAAGACUGGGAUUGUUGAUAUGGACUUAGAGAGGAGGAAACAAACUGCUGCUGUGGGUUGUUCAUUUGGACAGAACUUUGAUUUAAACUUUGCCGAUAGUGUUACAUGCUCUGUUGGUAGCUGUAGUAUCACCAGUGGGAAUUCCUAUAAAUUGCAAUUUCCUGUAUCUGCAGGUCCAUUUGAAGAUGUAGACAGUUCAUACAGCGAUGCUGAAUCUACCUGCAAGAGGGGAUACAUGGAAGCUACUUGUUCCCGUCCCACACGAAAAGAAUUGGCAAUGAAAAUUCAUAGGGACAGAGUUUGAGGCACAUAGAUGUUGCUUCAAGAUGUCUACAUAUGAUAUCGGUGCUUGCCAACUUUCUCUUGAUCUAGACAAGGGAUGGCAUGUAUGUUUUGGCUCUGGAUAUGCCAAAACUUCCAUAGGAUUGUGGAGUUCUCGCAUUCUUCCAUUUCAGGCCUCCUGUGAGCCUCAGAUUUCUGUUUUGUGGAAGGAUGCAUGCUCAAAGUCUUGUGGCUACCAUGGGGUGACCUUUUAUGUGAUUAUAUAUUUGUGUGCUCAAUUGUUGAUGCAUGUCUCACUAUUAAUGUGUUGCUCAUAAAAUAAUCACUGUUAUUCCCUAUGCACACACUCACACAUGUUUACAAGUAGAAGCCAAGUAAAUGGUUAAUAUGAUAUUAAUGGACAACUUUGGAAUCCUAAUUUAUUGUGACUUUGUAGAAGAAUAUUGCAAUCAGCAUAAUCAUAAUGGGUAUUUUAUGUAAUUGCUGAACACACAAACAAAUGGUAACAUAAAGAAGCAACUCAUUUCAAUUAAAAAAUAAACUAGACAUACUCAGGAUCAAUUAGUGACAACUAUAGUAGAAACUACAGGUUGAAAAUUAGUUUCUGAUGUGAAUACCCAACCAAUGGAAAAUUUCCACUUUAAAAUUAUUAGCAACUCAUGUUAUUUUUUGUAAUUUGUGAAAUUGUUUGAUCAAUUGGAUUAUCCUUUCUGCUAUGCUUCUUCAAACACGUUCCAGAUUUCCGUUUUUUUGUUCCUUUUUUACUUUACAAGUAAUGUAAACAUGUUUCUUUCUCUUUGUGGCUGUGAGCUUACACGUGAAAGUUUGCAUUGGUUUGCUGCUAGUGCACUACUGCUCAGCAAUGAUCAAUUAGCAUAAGGUCCAAAUGGCUGUUGCAAGAACACGGCCACGUUAAAGCCAGAAUGACACAAGGUAUGGUUAUGUAGGAAUAUCCUAAGUAAGAUUAGAAGGAACAUGUGCGUUUUAAGCCUAUAUUCUCCAAUUUUGAGCAGCAUGCAUAUUUAACUGCUCUUUAUUGGCAUAUCAACUUUAGCAGCUAGUUUUUUCAUAAUGCAAAAUUUGCAAAUGCGAUGAUACAAUAUUGGUAAUAUGAUUCCCAAUGAACUUGUGAUUGACAAACGCAAUAUUGGUAAUAUGAUUCCCAAUGAACUUUUGAUUGACAAACGCCAUAUGCUGUCGACAUUGAGGUUAGCUGCCAGUUUUCACAAACUCGGAAUAUGCUAUAGCCUGUUCUCGCAUGAAUGUAUACAUGCUGCGUACAAAAUAUCAAAACUUACAUGUAAAUAUGUUGUUUCAUACUCAUAUAAGGGACGUCACUAUGCCGAUAGCACUAUAUGCUAUCUGGCUACAUCCACUGUAAUUCUCUCACCAAAACCAUGUUCCAUUGAAUGUUUGUUUUGCUACUGGGAAGUGACUAUCUGAAGAGAAGAAAGCCAGUCAUAACCGGCCAUGCCAAAUGUAGCAAAUCUUAUUUGGACAAAGGUAUGUGUAGGAAGCUCAGGACAUCUUUUUUGUGGCCCAGAUGGACCUUGGGGGGCCCAUAGGCUUCGAUCCGAUAUUACAUGAUUUUUUUUAUUACAUUCUGUUCUAAAACGAGUUUCUUCUAAAGUACUGGUAAAAUAGCUUCAUAAACUUGGAUUUAAUAAUGUUAAAUGUUUCACCUGUACUUGGUUAUCCCUGGUUGUUGUACAGAAAUAAUAUUUCCUAUUCCUAAAGCAAAGUCUACCUUGUGAUUUAACAUAUGACUAAACUUUAUCAUAUUAUCAAUCAUAAAUUCAUAAUUGAAGCAACAUUGUUCAACUAAAGUUCAGGACAAGGACACUUUGAUGAGUAUGCCAGAAUGACUUGAAACUGAAGCUAAAGUGAUUAAACCAAAUUCGGGCUCAAGAUCUUGGUUUUCAAUGAUCUGUUUGUGGCAUAGCCUUGGUACUUGGGAUUGGGAGGUGUUAAUUUGUCUAGAGAUUUGGUUGAUAGUUGGAUUUCUGGCUUUUCUAAUCAUUCAUCUGACAGAAAAUUAAAAAGAUUAUUAUAGAAAAUAGUUGUCAGAAGAAUGAUUAGCUAACAAGGUUAGCGCAUUACACAUGUGCAUAGUAGUUAGCUAACCAAAAUUUUACUCAUAAUAUUAUUUACACAAAAAUC